This is a messenger RNA of Monodelphis domestica (gray short-tailed opossum), 7966 nucleotides long. RefSeq names its product adenylate cyclase 6 (gene ADCY6). Gene Ontology annotation, cellular component: plasma membrane. Gene Ontology annotation, molecular function: adenylate cyclase activity. NCBI's taxonomy places the organism in Eukaryota, Metazoa, Chordata, Mammalia, Didelphimorphia, Didelphidae. The record is from RefSeq and is a predicted model, not a curated record. Gene Ontology annotation, biological process: adenylate cyclase-activating G protein-coupled receptor signaling pathway; cAMP biosynthetic process; intracellular signal transduction.
UCCCCCACCAGGAUCAGCCCUGGUCCUGCUCCUGGUCCUGCUCCUGGUCCUGAUCGCGGAACAGAAGCUUCUUGUGUUCCCAGGCCUGGCGGAACGGGGAGGGCAGCUCGGGGAGGGGGCUCCCGGGACCCGGCUUGCCCCCAGCCCGCGGGCCCACUCCGGGGGAAGGGUGCUCGGACAAAAGGAGCUGGCGCCUUUAAGGCGGGGAGCCCGGGAACCCGCGGGGAGGGGACUUCUGGAUCCGGGGUAGAGGGCGGCUGCGCUGGACAGCCCGGGACGGGGCGAGGACCAGGGGCCCGCGGCCCCGCGGCCGAGGCAGCCUGGGAGGUGCCCAGUUCGGCGCCCCGCGCAGCGCCCGCCGCCCGCCCCCCGCAGGGAGCCCGCGGGGGUGGCUGGGCGGGGGCCGGACCAGCCGGGCAGCAUGUCUUGGUUUAGUGGUGUCCUGGUGCCAAAGGUAGAUGAACGGAAAAUGGCUUGGGGCGAACGAAAUGGGCAGAAGCGCCCGACCCGAGGAGCCAGAGGCAGUGGCUUUUGUGGUGCCCACUACAUGAGCUGCCUCCAGGAUGCUGAGCCACCAAGCCCUGCUCCUCCAGCCCCUGCAAGAUGUCCCUGGCAGGAUGAUGCCUAUUCUCGGAAGGGGGGCCCAGCUGGGGGAAAAGAACUGGGGCUGAGGUCUGUGGCCCUGGGCUUUGAGGACAGUGAGGCAGCAGCACCCACUGGGAUGCCUGGGAGUGCAAGUUCUUGUUGGCAACACCUGGCAAGGGUGUUUCAGUCAAAGCAGUUUCAAUCGUCCAAGUUGGAACGGCUAUACCAACGCUAUUUCUUCCAGAUGAACCAGAGCAGCUUAACCCUGCUGAUGGGGGUGCUGGUGCUAUUGACAGUUGUGCUUCUGGCCUUCCAUGCGGCUCCUGCUCACCCACACCCUGCCUAUGUGGCAUUCCUGGUUGGGGCUGCUAUUCUCUUUGUGGUCCUCAUGGUGAUGUGUAACCGUCCUGGCUUUCGCCAGGACUUCAUGUGGGUGGUGAGCUAUGUGGUGCUGGCUGUUCUGGCUGCUGUGCAGGUUGGAGUGGCCUUGGUGGCUGCCCCUCAAAGUGCCUCAGCUGGGCUGUGGUGCCCAGUGUUCUUUGUUUACAUCACCUAUACCCUGUUACCUGUCCGAAUGAGGGCAGCUGUGCUGAGUGGCCUGGGCCUCUCUGCUCUCCACCUGCUUGUCGCCUGGCAGCUCAACAGAGGCGAUACCUUCCUCUGGAAACAGCUCAGUGCCAACGUGCUCCUGUUCCUUUGUACCAAUAUCAUUGGCAUAUGCACCCACUAUCCAGCUGAAGUGUCCCAGCGUCAGGCCUUUCAGGAGACUCGAGGCUACAUCCAGGCUCGGCUACAUCUUCAGCAUGAGAACCGGCAGCAGGAGCGGCUGCUGCUCUCAGUAUUGCCCCAACAUGUUGCCAUGGAGAUGAAGGAGGACAUAAACACCAAGAAAGAGGACAUGAUGUUUCAUAAGAUCUAUAUCCAGAAGCAUGACAAUGUCAGCAUCUUAUUUGCCGACAUCGAGGGCUUCACCAGCCUGGCUUCCCAGUGUACUGCGCAGGAACUGGUCAUGACCCUUAAUGAGCUCUUCGCCCGAUUUGAUAAACUGGCUGCGGAAAAUCACUGCCUACGGAUCAAGAUCCUGGGGGACUGUUACUAUUGUGUCUCUGGAUUGCCAGAGGCCCGGGCUGACCAUGCCCACUGCUGUGUGGAGAUGGGUGUGGACAUGAUCGAGGCUAUCUCGCUGGUUCGGGAAGUCACAGGUGUGAACGUGAAUAUGCGUGUGGGUAUCCACAGUGGGAGAGUGCACUGUGGCGUCCUAGGCCUUCGAAAAUGGCAGUUUGAUGUCUGGUCCAAUGAUGUCACCUUGGCCAAUCACAUGGAGGCUGGAGGCCGGGCAGGCCGGAUCCAUAUUACCAGGGCCACUCUGCAAUAUCUAAAUGGGGACUAUGAAGUAGAGCCUGGCAGGGGUGGUGAACGGAAUGCCUAUCUCAAAGAGCAGCACAUUGAGACCUUCCUGAUUCUGGGGGCCAGCCAAAAACGGAAGGAAGAGAAGGCCAUGUUGGCCAAGCUGCAGCGGACUCGGGCCAACUCCAAUGAGGGGCUGAUGCCACGCUGGGUGCCUGAUCGUUCUUUUUCUCGACCCAAGGACUCCAAGGCUUUCCGGCAGAUGGGCAUCGAUGAUUCAAGUAAAGACAAUCGUGGUGUCCAGGAAGCCCUCAACCCUGAGGAUGAGGUGGAUGAAUUCUUGAGUCGUGCCAUUGAUGCCCGAAGUAUUGAUCAGUUGCGAAAAGACCAUGUCCGUCGAUUCCUUCUCACCUUCCAGACACCAGAACUUGAGAAGAAGUAUUCCCGAAAAGUGGAUGCACGCUUUGGGGGUUACAUGGCCUGCACGCUGCUAGUCUUCUGUUUCGUCUGCUUCAUCCAGCUCCUUGUCGUCCCACAUUCACUACUGAUGCUGGGACUUUACAUCAGCAUUUUCCUGCUGCUGACAGUCACAGUCUUGGUCUGUGCAGUCUAUUCCUGUGGUUCCCUAUUCCCAAAGUUCCUGCAGAACCUCUCCUGUAGCAUCGUCCGUUCACGGGCCCACAGCACAGCAGUUGGCAUCUUUUCUGUCCUACUUGUCUUCAUUGCUGCCAUUGCCAACAUGUUUACCUGUAACCAUACAUCUAUACGAGUCUGCGCGGCCCGAAUGCUGAACCUGACACCUGCAGACAUCACUGCCUGUCACCUGCCACAGCUCAACUACUCACUUGGUUCAGAUGCCCCUCUCUGUGAGGGUACUUCACCCACCUGCAGCUUCCCUGAGUACUUCAAUGGGAGCUUACUGCUGAGUCUUCUGGCUGGCUCUGUCUUCCUUCACAUAAGCAGCAUUGGGAAGCUGGUACUGACCCUUGCCCUAGGACUGCUGUAUCUGGCAUUGCUUUUGCUAGGGCCUCCAGCUGCCAUCUUUGACAACUACGACCUGCUGCUUCGUGCUCAUGCAUUGUCCCCUGUCAAUGGAACCCUGUACGGGCCAGACUGCCCUGCAGGUGAGAAGGUGGCCCUGAAGUACAUGACACCCGUCAUCCUGUUAGUGUUUGCGCUGGCACUCUACUUGCAUGCCCAGCAGGUGGAGUCAACUGCUCGCCUGGACUUUCUGUGGAAACUGCAGGCAACAGGAGAGAAAGAGUAUAUGGAGGAACUCCAGGCCUAUAACCGGCGGCUACUACACAAUAUCCUCCCUAAGGAUGUGGCAGCACACUUCCUAGCCCGGGAACGGCGCAACGACGAACUUUACUAUCAGUCCUGUGAGUGUGUGGCUGUCAUGUUUGCCUCCAUUGCAAACUUCUCCGAGUUCUAUGUAGAGUUAGAAGCCAACAAUGAGGGUGUCGAGUGCCUACGGCUGCUCAAUGAGAUCAUUGCUGACUUCGAUGAGAUCAUCAGUGAAGACCAGUUCAGGCAACUGGAAAAGAUUAAGACCAUUGGAAGUACCUACAUGGCAGCCUCAGGACUGAAUGCAGCCACCUAUGAUCGGGUGGGACGUUCCCACAUCACAGCGCUUGCCGACUAUGCCAUGCGGCUCAUGGAGCAGAUGAAGCACAUCAACGAACACUCCUUCAACAACUUCCAGAUGAAAAUUGGGCUGAACAUUGGCCCAGUAGUGGCAGGUGUUAUUGGGGCACGAAAGCCCCAGUAUGACAUCUGGGGGAAUACAGUGAAUGUGUCAAGUCGUAUGGACAGUACAGGGAUCCCUGACCGAAUCCAGGUGACCACUGACCUGUACCAGGUUCUAGCUGCCAAGGGCUACCAGCUGGAGUGUCGAGGGGUGGUCAAGGUGAAAGGCAAGGGGGAGAUGACUACCUACUUCCUCAAUGGUGGCCCCAGCAGUUAGCAGGACCCAGCACAAGUCUCAGCUGAAAGGAUGAAGCUGGGCAUUAAGUGGGCUCUGAUCCCACUGGGAGGAGCAAUGGAACAGAUGCCCUAGGGCUCCAGACUCUGCCAACCACAAAAGGGAAAAAAACCAGCAUGCUGGUGCUCAGGCUGUGCCUGGAUUGUGCCUGUUCCGCCCUUGAGCUGGUGAAUGAGGGAGCAAAAAGAAAAUUUUGCAAGUGACUUUAUUUUCUUAUCUGGGACUAGAACUGCCUGCUCCCUUUUCCCUUCUUCUACAGCCUGGAGGGCAGGGGGAGGAGAAAGAUCACAGAAAGGAAGAACUUUUCCUACCUUUUGUGGCUCAUAAGUCAUCCUUGAACCCUGCUAUUUUUCCUGGUAAUAGGACUCAGAAUUGGAGGGUACCUCACAGGUCAUCUAAUCCAGUCCAUAUCUAAAAAGAAUCCCUUCUAAGGACAUCCUCCACAAGUGGUCAUUCUUCCUUUGCAGGAAGUCUUAAGUAAUGGGAAACUCACUACCUCCCAAGAACUGCCCAUUCUACUUUUGGAUAGCUCUAAUUCUUAGGAAAUUUUUCCUUAGAGCCAGAGUUUGCUCCACACAUUGCUUAAAGUCCUGCUCUCUGGAGACAAGCAAAAGAAGCGCAAUUCCUUUAUCCCAUGACAAUCUUUCAAAUAUUUGUGUUUCUCCCAAGUCUUCUCUUUUCUAGUCUAAACAUCCCUAAUGACUAACCGAAUCUCCCCUGGCAAGGUUUUCUGGACAAGGCAACCAAGAAAGCCUGCUAGCCUUCCUUCAGAUGUGCUUCAGUUUGUUGGUGUCCUUUCUAAAAUGGGGGGGCCAGAACUGAACACAAUACCCUAGGUGUGAUCUGAUCAGGAUAGAAUACAGCCAAGUAGAACCUCCUUUGGUCUGGACCCUAUUCUGGUAUUAAUACAGCCCAAGAUGGAAUGAGCUCAGAGUGCCCUAUUCCGCUGACAUUGUAGAUUUUAAAAGUAAUAUCCAAUACUCCAAGUAUUGUAUUUGUAAAGUUUAUUAAAAUAUAACUUGAAGUAAAAAGGCUAGAGAAACAGAGAGAGCUCACCCAGUCUUGCCCCUGGGGAAGAUAUCGAGGGAGGCGUUCCCCAAAAAAACAGUAACGUAACGUCUUUGGACAAGAAAAGAGUUCUGGGAGAUGGAGUCCAAAUUUCUCUAAUUAUACAACAUACUGACCUUGUUGUCCAAGUAGAACGCUGGGACCUUUUUUCACAUAAGCUACUGUCUAAUCCCACCUCCCUCAGCUGUUACUUAACUUUUAAAAAAAAACCUAAAUGUAAGGUCUUUACAUUUAUUCGUAUUGAAUUUCUCCUACUAUUUUUAAGCCAUUGUUUUUGCCUGAGCCAGUCAAGGUGUUUCCAGAUCCUGGCUUUGUCAAUCCAAUAAGUUUGGUAUCCCUCCAAGCAUUGGGUCAUCUAGAAUUGUGAUAAACGUUCUGUCUACACUUUCCUCCAAGGUUUUGGUCAAAAUAUUAAACAAGACAGGACCAAAGACAAAGGCUUCCAGCGUCCAGGUCGACACUGAUCUGUUAAUUAUCAUUUUGGGGAGAGGAGUCUGUUUAUAAAUUUAACGAAUUGCAAAUCCAUCCAACUUUGCUCUCCUGUAGCCUGCAACUCUCCAUAACCUCCCAAUAUCCCAUGAGGUUUUUUCUAAAUGCCUCACUGAAAUCCAGCCAUAGACUUUGGCAGAAAAGUGACUUGCUGAUUAACCUGUGUUGUCUUAUAGGGAUGAUGACUUCCCUUUCUAAGUGCUCAAAAACAGUUGCUUUAAUAGCGUCAAGAAUUGGUGGGAGAGUGGGCUCAAGCCUGGGCGUCCCGCUCUCCUAUUUUCUGCUGCUCCUGAGAGCGUGUUGUUUAAAGACCAGAAUGGGUGUACAUUCUGUGCCUGCCUUCUUCAUGCCCAAUCCAUGCCUAUCCCCAGAAUGAGCUUCCUUUACUGACUUCAACCAGGUUCUUCUCUGCAAGCACUUACCAGGUUUGGGGAGAAGAAAGGAAAACAGAAAAAGCUUUUCAUGGAGAGCCCCACUUUUUUCAUCUUUCAAGAGAUAGUUUUUUCCCUACCCUUCUAGACUACUCCUAUAGGAGCUCAAGUGACCUCUUAUUCCUGCUGCCCCAAUUCUGCCAUACCCCUUAUACCUCUUGGGGAAUGGCAGUGGGUUUGAAUCUGGUGCUGUGAAAUGGGCUCAGGCCAAAUUCUGAAGGGAUGGAUGAUGUCACAGAAGUGAGCCAUGAUAUAAGUCAUCCCUAAGUGCCAAAGAGAGUGGUUCAGGGCACAGGUUUUUACCUGUGUCUUCUCUGCUCACAUAGGGCCUCAUUAGAAGAGAGAAGAAAUGUCGGGGUAUCCAGUCCCCUCUUGCACACUUCUUCCUAGCUGACCACUCAAGGAGGCACAGAGCUUCUCCACCUCCUUAGGUUCCUAGCCUAAUGUGUAAUAAAGGUAGGAACGGAUUUUAAAAGGCUUAGAUUGUGGCAGUGGGCAUGAUUGGCUCCUGCCCCAAACCCCAAAGUACAUAAUGCUAGGGCUAAAGAUGAUGUGUGUGUGUAGGGGGUGGUAUCUGGUUCUCUAGUCUUCAGCAGUCCAGGUUCUUCCUUUAGUGUGUUUCUGGUUUCUUAAGAGUAGGGCAGGGCCCUCAUCCUAGGGGAGUGGGGAGAGAAGUGCUCAGGUGGCAGCAGUAGCAUCGGCAGCAGCAGCAACAAUUCUGGCAGAAGGGGGACGCCAUGGGCUAAGGCUCUGUACUUUGUGUGCCAAAUUCCAAAGUGCCAUUUGUGUGGAGGCUAUAUGUGCUCCAUCACUGUUUUCCUGUUCUGGUGAGGAGGGACUAUCUCCCGAAGUUCCUUUUCCCAUUAAAUCUUGAGUUCUUUUGGGUAUGAUGGGCAGAGGCUCAGGAAUUUUAGGGGUGCCACUACUUUGGUCCUUGGAAAUUUUAUGCCUUCAAGAGCAGGGAGGCAUAGGGACUCAGAUACUAGCACUAGGGACCUUGAGGGUUCCCCUAAGCUCUGCCUUUCCCACUUUUGAACUCUGGGUCUCAGGUUUGCCUGGUCCCUUCCUUUUCCUCCCUCAUGUUCUAGAAGGACUGCCAGAAGAAGAGUAGGUCAGGAACCACAAUUCAUUCUCCUCCUGCUUCUUCCCUCUUUGCUCUCUGUCAACCUUCCUGCCUCUGGCUUGAGCUCGUUGGUGCCUUGCUUUCUCUUUUUAAUUAAACCUUAAGUCUAGCUAUACCAGCCUGGGUUAUGCUUAGAGAUCACUUUGCAGGAUAGCUGCAGAGUAAAGGGCAGACAUCCCUUGGGUGCCCAGAAAAAGGGGAGCACGACAACGUCCUCGAGCUCUUUUCUUCAAGGCCGAGUUAUCCUCGGGCCCAUUUUAGUGCUACUUCUUCCUCCUUUUCAGCUACCUAACUACGGGUAGAUUCAAGCAUCUAUAUCUAGGCGUGGGGACCAGGUACUUCCCCCACCCACGUUUUGCCUGUCUGGGGAAGGGCAGACCCCAAUAGGACAUUAGACCUCUCCCAUGAAAAGAGAAAGUGUGGCACAGUGGAUAGAGAGUUGGCUUAGGAGUCCAGAAGGCCUGGAUUCGGGGUCCAUGUGAUCUUUACGCAGGUGGCCUCACAGCCUCUCAGUACCUGUAGGUAGCCCUCCUUGGGUUGAAGUUGCAAGAGCAGGUGCUGAGUGCUCUGGGAAGUUUCCUCUCGCCAUGCAGUCUCAGACGCAGUACAAGGGUCACAAAAAGGGGUUCUUAUCCUUGGAAAGCAGGUAGGGCUGGAUAGGAGAAGAGUGUUCCGUGGUCAUGGGCCCCCGGCUGUCCCUUCUUGUUGCCCAGGGCCUGAAGGAGCCGCGCUGCUCCCUCCACUCCUAGUGCCAGGGUUCCUUUUCCCUUUGUGCCAUCUCCCUCCCUGCCUUCUAUUUCAAAGAGGAGUUUUAGGGGGAAGGUCGGGUUUGGUUUUAUAAUUCGACCACUGGAGAGCAGGGGGGCCGGGGAUAAUGCAACAUGUAUUUCAAUGAAAUAUUUAAUAUAUUUAAAUAUCAAUAAAAUGAAACUUUGUAAA